Molecule: messenger RNA, 817 nt
Organism: Clupea harengus (Atlantic herring)
Lineage: Eukaryota; Metazoa; Chordata; Actinopteri; Clupeiformes; Clupeidae
Gene: nwd1
Product: NACHT domain- and WD repeat-containing protein 1-like
Exons: 4
Coding region: 13-777 (254 amino acids)
Molecular function (GO): protein binding
Source: RefSeq, a predicted model, not a curated record
ACAGCACUGGACAUGUGCACCGCUAAGGAUCUGCUGGUGGCAGGCUCAGAGGAUGGGCUGCUGAUCGCGUGGAACAUGAGAGAUCUUGAAGUCGUUUGCACAAUCCUCGCACACACAGGCUCAGUACUGGCACUGCGAGUGGUGUGUGGAGGCAGCCGUUGUCUGUCCUGUGGGGGUGAUGGGGCUCUGAGGUGCUGGAGCCUGAGGACGGGCAGACAACUCUACUGCGUCCAGGAGGCCGUCAGCCUCAGCGUCGACCUCAGCUCAGAGCUCACAGGGUCGCAGGGUCACGAGGUCACAGGGUCACAGCACACUGCCCUCUGCUGUGUGGUGAAGGAGAGUGCUGUGGUCUUCACACAGGCACCGGGACAAUGUGUAAAAGCAUGGCACCUGGAGACGGGCGAGGCCCUCUAUGACGUGGGCCCCCCAGGACAGGCGGCCAUGUUGGGGACGCUCAGUGGCUCCGUGUGUGUCCUGUCUGACGGAGACCUGCUCACCUUCUAUAAGGCGUCUACAGGGCUGGAGAAAAUGCAGAUGCGCCUGAGCAGCCACACACACACCUUCAGUCCCACACACACCCUCAGCCUCACCUGUGCCCUUCACCUGCCUAGGCAGGACAAGCUGCUCCUAGCCUCCGGAGAUAGCAUCCUCUUCCAGGUUUCUAACACCGGGAGGGAGCCUCUGCUAGUCACUGAGCUCCCUGGCCCUGUCUCGUUCCUCUCUGCGUCUGAGGAUGAGAAGACACUCUUAGCAGGUUCACUGUCAUCCAUACUUUAAUAUCCCAGCCCUGUGCUCAAACUUCAACACACCAUCAUUA